GGUAUUAUUGUACAGUGCGAAUGAUUUGACUGAACUGAGGUCGUACUAACUGGUUCGCUUGUUGUUCGUGCGCGAUUAGAGUAAUUUAUAAUGGCACAGUUUGGAAAAUUGGUGAUGCUCGCAGUUUUGUGCUUUAUUGGUGAAUCAGUACUUGGAGCUCCUACUAAAGGCAGGUACAUGUGGCUGAGGUGUCGUCCAGAUAGCAAGAAUCCAAAUUGUAUGGAAGAGAAGGGUCCCAUGAUUAACCUGGAUAAAUACCCAGACACCCCAAAACGUCUUCCAUCAAGUGCGGUCCAAGAAAUACUGCCAAAUGAGACUGGCCUGGAACCAGACGAGCAGUCAGGCGACAAUACCGAGGCUGGAAAGCACAUUCCUGACUUCCUGGACCGUGGCUCCGGUGACCAGUUGCUUAUGGACAGCCUGAUGCAGAGACAAGAGGAGAGCUCAGGGAUGGAGGAGGGAAGCUCCGACUUCGAUUACACCAACUUCGUCCUCCCAGAAAGAAUGCCCUAUUAUGAGGAAUAUGAAAACAAUAUGAUACAGUAAUUUGCUUGAAAAUACCAGCCAGGUUGUUGUUUUUUUUUCUGUCUGUUAUGGUCAUCUAUAAAUUUCAGCAAAAAAAGCAAAGAAUCCCUCAGGAGCAGAUGUCAUGUUUAAAUGGUUUCAUCCCAGUUCAUCUUGUUUUGAUACCAGUUACCAUAAGCCUGUGACUCACCAGUGUGCUUUUUUACUGAGGCACACAUAGGUUUGCAUAUAUUAUGCCCAAUGUACAGUAUCUCCAUAAUAUGUGUAUUUUUAGACUAGGCAUCUCGCAGUGCCUUUUUACUUUAUCUUUAUCUUAGUCCCCUAUAAUUAUGGCCAUAUGUUAUUGUAUUUAACGAAACACGCACUUUCCUGCAAACCAAAAUGAGAUAACUUUAACUCAUUAGUUUAUUACACAACUGUAUGCCUUAAUUUGGGUGUUCAUCUUUUGCUUGCGGUUUUUAUUGCAGUUAUCUUUAUUUUUCAUUUCUUGUUGUUUAUUUUGUUUUGAGGUUACACCUUAUAAUCUAAAUCAUCAUUGAGUUUAUAUUUACACUUAAAUAUUGUUACUUACUGCCAAUGUCAGUAACAAAUGAGUAUCUUGGUUUCAGACUUAAUGCAUUGAACGUUGCACAUUGUUGACAGACUGUCACGGGAUAUCCCUGUCAAGUUUAUUUGGAAGAAGACAACUAUGCAGUAAAAGAACAGUGUAAAACUAAGGCACUUUAAAGAUAAUUGUUGUAUUGCUAGAAAAGUAGUUUGAUUUGACUGGAAUGUACAUGGUUUACUUACAUGUCAUUUUAUUUCCCCACUCUGAUGAGCCAUAGAAUCUAAUAAAUUGUGUCGACAGA
Alosa alosa (allis shad) is the source of this 1373-nucleotide messenger RNA. RefSeq names its product serglycin (gene srgn). The record is from RefSeq and is a predicted model, not a curated record. The coding region runs from base 91 to 546 and encodes 151 amino acids. The transcript has 3 exons. Lineage: Eukaryota; Metazoa; Chordata; Actinopteri; Clupeiformes; Clupeidae.